AUGUCUCCAACCAAGGCUCCUCCCGUGACAUCGGCGACUCGCCAGUCUACCGCCACUGGCAAGAGUGGCGUUGAGAAGUCUCUCCGCCACACGCCGAUGUUCACGCCAUUCCCCAACUCCCCUCCUAGGGUGGUUCGAAAGGUUCGAGUCAAGGGGCCUCGCAAGACAGCUACCCAAAAUGCUGCCAUUGCCACUGCCUGUCCCACCAGUGGCACCACGGCUUUGAAGCACUCUGCCAAGGCAAAGAAGGCAAAGAAGGCGAAGGAGGUGAAGAAGGUAUGGGACCCAUCCUCGGAAAUUACAAAUAGCAAUACUAAUCUAAAGCGAAAGACCGCAAAGCCGUACGACGAGAAGAAUCUUCUCGCGUAUAGCGCCGCGACGAAGAAGCGCCUCAAUGAGGUGAAUGUGAUCUUCGGAUUGAAGGGGACGAAGGACAUCGUUGUUUUUGGGGGAACGCAUCUCCCAAAGAAGGACGGCUCCAAUGUGAAGCCAUGGCAGAACAUGUACUAG
Penicillium chermesinum is the source of this 510-nucleotide messenger RNA. RefSeq lists its product as uncharacterized. The record is from RefSeq and is a predicted model, not a curated record. NCBI's taxonomy places the organism in Eukaryota, Fungi, Ascomycota, Eurotiomycetes, Eurotiales, Aspergillaceae. The transcript has a single exon. The coding region runs from base 1 to 510 and encodes 169 amino acids.